GAGAGAUGGAAAGACUGAGACAGAGCACCGAGGAGAAGGACAGAGAGAUGGAGAGACUGAGAGAGAGCUGUGUGCAGAAAGAUGCAGAAAUACAGAGGCUUAAGGAGGAAGUAGUGGAGGUGAGACGGCGGUUUGAGGAAACUUCCAGAGAGGUGCAGAAGAACAAACGAGUCCUUCAGCAGCUCCAGGCGCUGGUGGCUCUGGUAAACGAACCUGCUGAGAGAGAUUGAAACCAGGCAGGAUUGUGGGUGGGGAAGCUCCUUCAUGCAAAAAAGGAUAAUAGCAUUUCUACUCACAAUAAAUGGACAUAUACUGGCAUUCUUAUACAUGGGCAUAACUUUAUCGUAACUACAUAAUAUAAUUUGAAAUAUGCAAACAAAUGAUUUUAAUAUGUCAGUUGCUAUAGAGGAGUAGUCACAUUACCGUCUGCUCAUAGGACUGUGAACUGUUUAAUGCGAUGGCAUACUAUGCGCUAUCCAUACUGUACACAUUGAAUCAUCUGAAUGCAACCUACUGAACCUACUAGUUGGUUAGUAGAUAUGUACUACGCAGUUUGACUGGGGUGAUUUUUUAUGAUUGGGCCCUAUUAAAUAUAAUGACAUUACUGUAUCAGGAUAUUUGCUGUAUCCCUGUUAAACUGGUUGAUAGAUGAGAUAAUUUGUGCUACCACUUGAUUGACUUGGAAGGAAAUCCAAUCACUGCUCAAAUAACAAAAUGUAUGUCAUCCUAAGGACCUUGUUCUAAACAAUGAACUCCUGCAUACGCUCUAUGGUUUGAAGUGGAGACAUGCCAGAUUGAGCUGAAAAUCCAGUCAGAGAUCGAAUAUGUCAGUUUGAAUAGAUAUGGAGCCAUUCUGGAUAUAUGGACAACAGAACCCUCAAGAUGUAAAUAUUGGACAUACUGCAAGUGAAUACAAUGUAAAUUAGCCUACAUUACGUAUGGACAUAGAAAAUCAUAUUCUGAAUGAUUUACUUGGCACUGAAUUAUUUACUCAGGCACUGUCCUGAAAGGGGAACAAUUUUAUUUUUUUGCAAGCUGCAAGUCUGCUGCAGAUUUCAGCACAGAGAUUUCUGUUUCCAUCACAGCCCCUGUACCUCGCCUGCUCGUGCUACGCAGUUGCUUGCACACAGAAAUUUCCUGGCCAGUUUUUAUGCAAUCAACCACCCGUAGAUUAAAUGUGAUUUUGUCUUCACUAUGGGACACUGUAGGCAGGACACAGACUACAUUCUUCCCCAUACCCUGUCUACCCCAACUUGAUCAUCCCCAUGCAACGACUCUUUUUCUCCCCCGACCUAAACUCUUUCUUGGGCUGAGCCUUGCUGAUCACCUCCUAAGUAAGCAUAAGAGAAUCAGAAGUCAGAUUCAUUCAAAUAAGCCUUAAAAUAGGCCUACCCUGUCAUGAAUCAUUAUAGUAGCCAAUGUAUUGUAUUCAAAAAAGAAAAGUAAGGAAUGUUAGGCUGGAUGUUUGGAUAGAAUCAUUAUCUGUCUAGAGGCCAUUAUUCAUGCAGUUCCAAAUUAGGUAUUUGGCUUCCGGCACACCCCUAAUAGACACAGGCCACAGAGAGCUAAAACAACAAAAAUGGUGUCACUGUCCAAAAGCAUACACACUGCACUGUAAGUACAGAAACAACAAAGUAUAUUCUACUGAUAUGACGAUGCAGUAGGAACUGAAGCAUUUCUGUGGUCAAACGUGUCAUCAUAUCCUCCUGCCAUGCUGAAAUUUGAACCAGCUCAAUCAACCAACAUUUAACCAACUUGACAAUGGAAAGUGAAAAAAGCUGUCUUCCUCUUUCUGGGAGUAAGCUGAGAAUCAAUCAGUAGGAAGGGCAGGUUCAGUGAGAAGUCUGCCAUUGUGGAACACUGGCACUGUUCAAAUGUCGGAAACUCGGGAGAAAGGGUGUUGGGCAGGUAGGGCUGAUCUCAGGCUGGUGCUUCUCGGGGGAAGGAAUUCUGGAAAGAGCUCUGCAGGAAACACCAUCCUGAGGAGAAGCCUGUUUGAAAUCGACAAAAUGAACAGCGGAUGUAGGGUGGGGCAGGGGAAGGUUGCAGGUAAGGAAGUCACUGUGGUUGACACUCCAGGCUGGGACUAUUUCACGGCCGGCAUCCCACAGGAGAUCAAACAGGAGAUGGAGCGCAGCGUGUCCUUGUGCUCCUCAGGGCCCCACGCCUUCCUCCUGACCAUCCCUGUGGAUUCAGACGUAAUACUGCCAAGACUGAAAGAGCAUAUGCAUCUACUCGGGGAGAUGGUUUGGAGAUACACACUGGUGCUGUUCACCUGUGGGGACAGGCUGGCUGGCUCUAAAUUAAAGGAGUACAUUGAAAGCAAAGGUGGUGGUUUGCAGAGGCUGCUCGAAAAAUGUGAGAACAGGUACCACGUACUCAAUAACUUAAACAUGGGAGAUGAAACUCAGGUCACAGAGCUCUUGAAAAAGGUAGAGCAUAUGAGGUCAAAUCAUUAUGAAUGCUACAUACGUGAGAAAUGGCGGCAUGUUGAACCAGACGUCCAGCCAGAGCAGGAACUUCAACUGAGUCAGCAAUGGACUGAGCCAGAUGAGAGAGAGGAACAGAACUGGUGCAACAGAGACCAGGGACAGGAACAGAUCCAGAGUGACAGAGACCAGGUACAGAAUACCACCAACUGCGGGAAAGCGCCCAGGAGCAAAGGAACAACAGAAAUUAGCCCACCUCUUACCUUGAACAGGUCAAGGGAGACGCUCACAGAGGAGGGGGAGCCGAGGGAGAGUCAGCAAGAGGAGGGGGACAUCUCUGGCCCCUCUCUGGAGGCGGGGGCAUUGCAGGCGGAGUGGGACGUGGAGCACGGCAGACCUUUGAAGGAGAGGGAGGAUGAGAGGAAGGCAGGGAUGAGGGGAGCACAGGCUGAAAGAGAGGAACCUAGAGGACGAGUGGAGAGGGAGAAGGAGGCACACCUAACGCCCCCUCAGGUGCCAAACGUGUGUACUUGGAGCACAUCAGCGAGGUAUACACAGGUGCUGCAGCAGCUGGGAGAGAUGGCAGUGCAGCUUGGCGAGGUCACAGAGACGCUCAGACUGAUGUAUGAGGAGCAGGCCAGGGAGGAGGCAGAGAGACACAGAGACGCCGCGCCGCAGAUCAACGCUUAUAGAGUGCAGUCUGCUGCAGCUGCAGCUGCACAGGAGCACACCGCAGCUCUGACAGAGAGAGACCAGGAGAGAGACAAACUGCAGGCAGAGAUAGAGAGACUGAGAGAGAGCACUGAGGAGAAGGGCAGAGAGAUGGAGAGACUGAGAGAGAGCACUGAGGAGAAGGGCAGAGAGAUGGAGAGACUGAGAGAGAGCUGUGUGCAGAAAGAUGCAGAAAUAGAGAGGCUUAAGGAAGAAGUAGCGGAGGUGAGACGGCAGUUUGAGGAAACUUCCAGAGAGGUGGAGAAGAACAAACGAGUCCUUCAGCAGCUCCAGGCGCUGGUAGCUCUGGUAAACGCACCUGCUGAGAGAGAGUGAAACCAGGCAGGAUUGUGGGUGGGGAAGCUCCUUCAAGCAAAAAAAUAUAAUAGCAUUUCUACUCACAGUAUAUGGAGAUACGGUAUAUUGGCAUUCUUAACUUUUAACAGGCCUUCCUGAAAAUAUUUUCAGCCUUUUCCCGAUACAGUUUACUGUUCCAAUGUUAUCAAGACAUAAUACUGGUGUGUUUGUGAAAUAAUAAAUUGUAAUUCAUUUGUAAUUUGUAAUAAAUUGUAAUUCACAGCAUUGAUUUUACUUUGUUACUAAUCUGUUAUACAUCUGUUAUUACAAAUAAAGGCCCUUUCAAACUUAUUAUUCCUACAUUUUCUUAGGUAGUCCUUUAAUCCUGCUUUCUUCUGAAAAGUACUUCAGAAUCAAAAGCAAAAGAAAAACAAAAUACAUGAAUUAAUACGUUAAUUCAUUCUUAAUUAAUCCCAAGAUUGCCUAAUAUAAAUACACUGUAAAUGUAAACCUGCAGCCUUCCUUGAGAUGUUCUGUGCAAAAAACUGGAAUCAUAUUUGUUGCUGUGUGAUUGUGGGCCUCUUAUUAAUACUUAAAAAAAUGUAAUUAUUAAAUAAAUAGCAUAAACGAUACACAACAGCAGCCUCUUUUUUGUCAUUUUAUUGUCUGUUAACAUCAGUCUGAAAUAAAUGAAGCAACAUCAGUGUGGUUUCAACAGCAUAUUUAAUGGAGAGAGAAAAGGAAAUGUAAAAUGAAAAUAUAUGCAUUGAUGAAUAUUAAGUAAA
Messenger RNA from Anguilla rostrata (American eel), 4222 nucleotides. RefSeq names its product cingulin-like protein 1. Gene Ontology annotation, molecular function: GTP binding. The coding region runs from base 1875 to 3476 and encodes 533 amino acids. NCBI's taxonomy places the organism in Eukaryota, Metazoa, Chordata, Actinopteri, Anguilliformes, Anguillidae. The record is from RefSeq and is a predicted model, not a curated record. The transcript has 2 exons.